AUGGUGAAGAAGCUGACAGGUAGCAAGAAAGUCCAAAGGAAUAUUCAUACGAUAAAGAAUAAAGAUGGCGCGCUACUAACAGAUCCGAAGUUAGUGAGACAAAGAUGGAAAGAGUAUAUUGAAGAGCUGUACGACAAAGAUGGUAAGCCCACGGAGGAAGAGAUAUUUUUAGAAAGCGAAAUGGAUGUCGAAGUAGAUAACGUAGGCCCUGGAAUUCUGGAAGACGAAAUUGAAGCAGCGAUAAGUCAAAUGAAAGACAAGAAAGCAGAAGGAAUUGAUGAAAUACCGGCAGAACUGUUGAAGAAACUUGAAGGUAGUGCUAAAAAGGAAUUGAUACGAAUAUGUCAGGAUAUGUAUGAAAAAGGAGAAUGGCCAAGAGAUUUCACCAAAGCAAUAAUUGUCACGAUGGAAAAAAAGCCAAAUGCAACAGAAUAUGCUGAUCACAGAACACUUAGUCUGAUUCCGCAUGCUUCGAAGAUAAUGCUGAAAGUGCUGGCAAAAAGAUUGGAAGCCAAAACACAAUAUUUCAUUGGUAAAACACAGUUUGGUUUCAGAAGAGGAUGCGAAACGAAAGAGGCAAUCGGCGUCAUGCGUAUGCUCUACGAGAGAUGCUUGGAACACGGCUUGGAUGUUUUUAUAUGUUUCGUGGACUUUGAGAAAGCCUUUGAUAGAGUAAACUGGAAGAAACUGAUGGAAAUAUUGAAGAAGAUUGGAGUUGAUUGGAAAGAUCGAAGGCUCAUCAAGAAUUUGUAUCUAAAUCAAGAAGCUAUUGUAAGAGUGGCAGACGGAAUGUCAGAACCGGCAGUAAUUGGGCGUGGAGUAAGACAAGGCUGCCUGCUUUCGCCGUUACUAUUUUCAAUCUACGCUGAAAUGAUGAUGAUAGAAGCGAUGGAAGAUGUCAGUGCAGGAAUCAAAGUUGGAGGUAAACUACUGAAAGACGUAAGGUUUGCAGACGAACAAGCAAUGGUAGCCAGCUCAGAAGAAGAUUUGCAGAAGUUGAUGGACUCACUUGUUAAAUCUAGUGAGAAGUUUGACAUGAAGAUUAAUGUUAAGAAGACGAAGACGAUGGUAAUUUCAAGACAAUGUGGUAAAUUGGUUAACAUUAUUAUUAAUGGACAAACAGUAGAGCAAGUGACAAAAUUCAGAUAUCUGGGAGCUUUAAUUACUGAAGAUGGAAAGAUGUGCUGCUGA
This is a messenger RNA of Didymodactylos carnosus, 1191 nucleotides long. The record is from the annotation of a GenBank genome assembly. Lineage: Eukaryota; Metazoa; Rotifera; Eurotatoria; Philodinida; Philodinidae.